Molecule: messenger RNA, 1086 nt
Organism: Ectocarpus siliculosus
Lineage: Eukaryota; Phaeophyceae; Ectocarpales; Ectocarpaceae
Source: the annotation of a GenBank genome assembly
AAAUCACAACCCGCGAGCUCACUCCACUCAACACCGCGUUACGUGCGAAACAAAGGACCUCAAUCCACACUUCCCACCACCACCAGCUGCACUACUGUACCGCCCGUGGUAUACAGCUCGCAGCCGGCUCACAGCUCCUUCCCGCCGCACCAAACUGCUUACCGCAGCUCAACCGCCACACUUACCCAAGCACCCAAGAGCUAAAGACAGGUGUGAUGUCUCUCCCUUGGGCGAUCCAGGAGAUCCACCUCCCAGCUGAGGAGACAAAGGGGCAACAGCGGCGCAGCAUCUUCAACGAGGACCCGUGGGCGCUGAGGAAAUGCCACCAGUGCCAUGAGAAUUUUAUCCCGACCCCUGCGAACAACGACUUCGACUUCUGCUCUGGCGAUUGCCGCUUGAGCUGCUCCAUCUUGCGGCACACCAAGAAACAGGAACGGAGCCAGCAACAGCAGGGGCGCAAGAAGAAGUGACCUCGGUUGGCCAGAGGAGGAACAAAAUGCAAGUGCGAGGGGCGAAAAAAGCGGUACCGAUAUUACUGCAACUACGUAGAUGCCGGCCGAUGCCUCUCGCUGUGCCAACAUGGGCACAACGAUGAGUCCUAUAAUAGCAUACAGCAGGCCGAUUGUCAGAACACGAGUUACUUAGGCUACCGCGCGGUAGCUGGAUUGUUUUUUGAGUUGUUGUUGCGAUCCUUUUCCGCUCUAGGGGGGGUAAACAGCAGUACUUUAUAAGUAAGUGGAUAAGCUUGGAACCUCACCGCCCCCCCCCCUUUCUGGUAAUAAUAUGGAAUAUGAAGUCUGGCGUUCUUUGGAGAUAGAUGGCAGAAACAAUUGACAUAUUUCGAACCACCCGUGUCCUUUGCAAAGCCUAUCGUCGGCUUGCGCCAUUUUAUUUUCAGGGAAUUAUUUUUUUUUUUUUUGGGUCGUGGUCCACUUGUUUUGGAGUUUUUGUCGGGAGGUUUUGGUGGGCCAUCCCACCCUUCAACGGGGGGGAGUGGUAGUUCCGUAAAAAGGUGUCACUCAUUGUGUGGGAACUGUCAACUUUCUUAAGGUUAUGAAGGUAGUUGGGGCGGGGGGGGGGGGGGGG